UUCGACAAAAACCGGAAAACUCAUAUCUCAAAGCAAAACCCCCGCCGUGUUCUUCUCUUUACGGAUCGAACCCAUCUUCAUCUCCAAACCCAUCUUCUUCUCAUAACCCAUCUUCUUAGAACACCAUCUUCUGAAAACACGAGAUUAGGGUUUUCAAUUUGGGGAUUUGGAGGAGGAGGAAAAAGGGGGAGGGGGGAAUUUCUCGGUACAUUAAUCGAUAAAUCUGGAUGAAGAAGAUGAGGAGGAAGACGAAGACUCAACAAUAACAAGAACAACGAGCUGGGUUACUUGGAACAGUAGCGGAAGAAGAUCAUCGUUGAUAUCCUCUGCCCGAGGUGGUCUGUUUGUCAAGGGAGGAAUCGAAGUUCUAAGAACAACAAAUCUGGGUCGAAAUUUGCUUCUGAUUCUAAAAGUGGAUCUCGAAAGAAAAUUGAAUGUCAAUGUUGUAGGAUACCAUUCCCCUUUUGUUGAACUUCAGGGUUUUAUCCAUUAGAGUUGGGAGAUUGAAGCUGGCUAGAGUUAAGCAAGAGUAUUGCUGGGAGCUUAACUGAUGGAUAGGUCAUGGAUGCAUGCUGAUAGGAGGUCUUAUGAAUAUAAGCUAGGAGUGAAGGAGUUUUGUCAGUUUGAUGUUGAUAAUGCUAGAGACCCUAAUCGCAUUUGUUGUCCUUGCACAAAAUGUGGAAAUGUGAAAGACUUUUCUGCACAAGUGAUAAAGGAUCACUUGUUUCUAAAUGGGAUAGACGUAGGUUAUGAUAAAUGGACAGAACAUGGGGAGGUUAUGGUACAGUCAGAAUCAGAUAGUGAUAUUGAUAGCGCAGAGACAAAGGGUGUUGAAUCUGAAUCUGUGGAGGGUAAUGUGGGGGCAGAUUAUGAAGUACAAUUAGAUAGUGAUGUGGAGUUGGAAGGCAAUGAGAAUGAUGAGCUUUCAACUGAGUGUAAUGAAUUCAGGCAGUUUGUAGAAGAUGCCAACAAACCCUUAUACCCUGGUUGCAAUAGGCACACAAAGAUGAAUGUGUUGGUUAGGCUUUACAACUUGAAAGCGAAGCAUGGUAUGAGUGAUGCAGCAUACUCCGACUGGUUGAUUGCCUUUGCUGAAUUUCUGCCCAUAGGAAACGAGAUACCUGCCUCUGUGUACGAGGCAAAGAAGACUUUGAGUGCAUUGGGAACGGAUUACACCAAAAUACACGCUUGCCCGAAUGACUGUAUUCUAUAUAGAAAACAGUAUGCUGAUGAAAUGUGUUGUCCUACAUGUGGUAUUUCUAGGUGGGAAGUCUGCAAAAACAAAAAAGAAAGGGAGGGAGUACCUGCAAAAGUGUUGUGGUACUUUCCACCGAUUCCUAGGUUCAAAAGAAUGUUUCAAUUGAUUGAAACAUCGAAGAGUUUAACUUGGCAUGCCACCAACAGAAACCAGGAUGGCUUAAUUCGGCAUCCUGCAGAUUCUGCAUCUUGGAAGUUGGUAGAUGAUAAAUGGCCAGAUUUUGGUAAUGAGCCACAAAACCUACGGCUUGCAUUGUCAUCAGAUUGGUUCAAUCCCCAUAGUUCCUUAAGUAGCAAGUAUAGUUGUUGGCCCGUUAUUUUGGUAACCUAUAAUCUGCCUCCAUGGUUGGUAAUGAAGAGGAAACACAUGAUGCUGACCUUAUUGAUAUCGGGCCCUAAACAACCGGGAAACGACAUUGAUGUUUACCUUGAACCGUUAAUAGAUGACUUGAAGCUGUUAUGGGAAGGGGUGAAUGGAUUUUACGAUGCCAUUAAGAAUGAAACUUUUACCCUUAGGGCUUUACUGUUCUGGACAAUCAAUGAUUUUCCAGCUUAUGGUAACCUUUCAGGAAGUAUAGUGAAAGGCUAUAAUGCAUGCCCUAUUUGCCUUGAUAAAAUAGAACCUACAAGGCUAGUUCAUGGAGGAAAGAUGGCCUACACCAUUCAUCGGCGGUUUUUAGGAAGACACCAUCCUUAUCGAAAGCUAAGGGUUGUUUUCAAUAACCGGCCAGAACAUGCAACAGCUCCAGUGCCGUUGAGUGGAGAAGAAUUGUUGAGGAGGUUGGAGGAGGAAGUUCCACAGUGGCCGCACUGCCUUGAUGUCAUGCACAUUGAAAAAAAUGUGUGUGAUAGUCUAAUAGGGACGUUGUUGAACAUUCCCGGAAAAACCAAGGACGGACUGAAAACUCGUUUGGAUUUGGCGGAAAUGGGUAUAAGGCAACAACUGCACCCAAAUCUAGAUGGUCCAAAAAAGAAGCGCUUGCCAUUGGCAAGCUGGAACCUAACAGUAGAUGAAAAAAAAUGUAUGUGUGGAUCAUUUCAUGGCAUGAAGGUUCCUGAAAACUAUUGUUCAAACAUUUUAAGCCUUGUUUCAAUGGAUGAUUUGAGGCUGACCGGACUUAAGUCCCAUGAUUGUCAUGCCUUAAUGCAACAGCUACUCCCAAUUGCUAUCCGAGGGGUGUUGGAAAAACCGGUCAGAGUUGUAGUAAUCAGGCUUUGCCUUUUUUUUAAUGAAAUUUGCAGCAAGACUAUAGAUGCUUCAAGGCUUCCAAAAAUACAAAGUGAUCUGGUCGAAACUUUGUGUGAGCUUGAGAAGUAUUUUCCGCCAUCUUUCUUCGACAUAAUGGUUCAUUUAACAGUCCACUUGAUUAGAGAAGUUGAGCUAUGUGGACCGAUUUGUUUUCGAUGGAUGUACCCUUUCGAAAGGUAUAUGAAGGUGUGCAAGGGCUAUGUUAGAAGUAAAAGGCAUCCGGAAGGGUGCAUUGCUGAGUGUUAUAUAGCUGAAGAGGCGGUUGAGUUCUUAGCUGAACUUCUCCUUGAUGACAAGACUGUUGGCAUCCCAAAAGAAAACUACAUAGUUGACAAGCCUACCUCUGGUGCAACUGUUGAGUCAGUUUAUGGCAAAGAAUUUCAACAAGCUCAUCUAUGCGUGCUUCAAAACACUGAUGAAUUUAGAAGCUACUUUUUGGAACACACGGAGCAUUUGAAGAGGGAGUUUCCCAAGUACAAAAAGAAUAAAAAAUGGCUGGUGGACAAACAAAACAUGACUUUUGCCCAGUGGGUGAAGGAGAGGGUUGAAUCACAGCUUGCAGAACCAGGUUGUGACAUCCCCGAGAUUGUGAGGUGGCUAGCAGAUGAACCAAGCAAUGAAGUCCCGAAGUUUAGUGAGAAUCAGAAGGGUGUUAGAGUAGAUGAUCUUGGGUUCACUUUGGUUAAUCUGAAUAGGAAAGGUUAUCUAAACGAUAGUUUUGUUUUAGGAAAAAGUGUGGAGCAAAUAUUUUAUGUUGAAGACCCUGUAGAUCGUAGGUGGCAUGUUGUGGUGAGAGUCCCAAAAAGAGACUACCAUGAUUCUGUUGAGGAUGAUGAUGUUGGGGACACCAUUCUUUCUCACCCCCCCCUCCCCCCCAUCGCAACUAAAAUGCCUACUAUUCAGUCACUUGAUAACUCUCCGGAUGAGGAGCCAAUGGGUUAUAGGCGUGCAGGGGAUGAGGAUAUAGUAGUUGAGGGAGAGUAG
Messenger RNA from Rosa rugosa (rugosa rose), 3490 nucleotides. RefSeq lists its product as uncharacterized. The record is from RefSeq and is a predicted model, not a curated record. NCBI's taxonomy places the organism in Eukaryota, Viridiplantae, Streptophyta, Magnoliopsida, Rosales, Rosaceae. Bases 551 to 3490 code for a protein of 979 amino acids. The transcript has 8 exons.